Molecule: messenger RNA, 1818 nt
Organism: Conger conger (European conger)
Lineage: Eukaryota; Metazoa; Chordata; Actinopteri; Anguilliformes; Congridae
Gene: dynlt5
Product: dynein light chain Tctex-type family member 5
Exons: 5
Coding region: 85-609 (174 amino acids)
Biological process (GO): microtubule-based movement
Cellular component (GO): cytoplasmic dynein complex; cytoplasm
Molecular function (GO): dynein intermediate chain binding
Source: RefSeq, a predicted model, not a curated record
UGGAUUCAACUACCGAAACCGUUUGACCCUCAAUGGCACAAUAACGUUCUUCGCGAUAUCUAUGUGCUAAAAGCAUGAGGAAGGAUGUCGGACGUGGCGAAAGAGAAGGCGGCACGUCUUUUGAAGAAAAGAACCAGCGUGUCUUCACUGGGCAGCCACGAAAUCAGAGCCAUUGGCAAGACCAAGGACUCCAUUAGCACAGUGUCCUACAUCGAUGAGCCAGGUCACCAUGACGACAACGCCAGGCCCACUGUACAGAUGGAGAACACCUACCAGCUUGGUCCAGUGAAACGCUUCCCAGUGCUCACUGUCAACAAUAUUCUGAAGGAUGUGCUGACAAGUUAUCUACAGGAAGAGAAGUACGAGGCUGAACUCUGUAGGCAGAUGACAAAGACAAUAUCAGAGGUUAUAAAAGCUAGAGUGAAAGACCUGAUGAUUCCACGCUACAAGAUCAUCGUGCAGAUCAACAUCGGGCAGCUGAGCAACCAGAACAUGCGCGUUGGCAGCCGCUGCCUAUGGGACCCAGCAAACGACACCUUCGCCUCGUACGCCUUCAAGAACCGCUCCCUGUUCGCUGUCGGCAGUGUUUACGCUGUGUACUUUGAGUGACGGGUCACCUCUUGUGAAGGCCUUCUCAUUGCCCAUCGUCAUGUUUUCAGGCUGAAACGUGUCAAUGUGUUGCAUUCAUACCAUUUAUACAGGUGACUUCAGUAACACCCCAUUGUCAUGUCUGACUGGACCGGAAGUCAAUUAAGUUUGAUGGCAUAUCAGUCAUGAUAACAUAUAAGUCACUAUGAUGCCUCAUAUGACAUUAAAUAGAGGCAGUGAUCACCUAAAACCAGCAAAUACAUUUAGAUCAUCAGUAUAUGACCAUAUAAAGACUUGAAUGUGGACCAAUUCUGUAGCCAUUGCUAAUCUGUCCUGUUGUCAAUGCAUAUGUUUGAUUUGUUUCUUGUCUGCCUGUUUGAUCAGUUGCUUGUCUGAGUAUGUCCACACACAUUAAUGUACUGGUGCAUUUUUGGCUUUGAAUAGUACAAUUAUUCCCAUAAUUAUUGUUGGUGCUAAUAUUUUCAUAGCUUCAUUAAGUAUACAUCUGGCUUCAUGAAGAAUACAUCUGGCCUCAGCCAUCAUACUGUAUUUGAAGAAACUAAAAAACAGCCUUUCUUUUCAGCAUAUGAAACAACAUUUAUUAUACCAUAGUAGCAAAAUACAAUCCAUGUAAAGCAUGUGCACUGUCUUUAUACUUUUCUAAAUGCUGACAAAUAUUGACUACUGAAAAAGUAAUGCCUUUUAAAUUUCAUGGUUGAACAGUGAAGGAAGGAUGCAUACUGUAUAUUAAUAUACGGUACAGAAACUUCCAGCCUUUUCUCAUUCAAUUAGAUGCUUCUGAAAACAGAAUGGCCAUUAUGACGGGAAUGCCAUAAGUUUAUUUUCGCACAGAGAGACAGAGGUCUAAGUAAAAUGCACAGUACAGUACCUUAGACUGAAUUGAUGGUGACAUUCAAUCUAACUGCUAAGCCACUUUAUACUUCAUUUUGAAGUAUGGAUAAAAACAUUUUUUAGGAAUUUACAUUUGGGAAUUAAAUUUUUACUGUAUUGCAUGGUCAAUAAUGGUGAUCAAUAAAGUUCAUGGAAUUUAUUAAGCAUCCAAAAUAAUACCAUAUUUGCUUACAAAAUUUUUUUUGGAAGAAUAUAGCAUAACAUUUAGACUGAAUGUCCUCUUGCACAUUUUAUUCUUGGAUAUUCUUUUCUUGGCAAACUUAAUAGUUGUAUUCUUGUACAGUGCAAAUAAAAUAAGCAAUCUCUUUCACAACAUAA